Molecule: messenger RNA, 2099 nt
Organism: Leptonychotes weddellii (Weddell seal)
Lineage: Eukaryota; Metazoa; Chordata; Mammalia; Carnivora; Phocidae
Source: RefSeq, a predicted model, not a curated record
CUGCCUUCCCGCCUGGCCUGUGCGCCAGCCUGCCUCUCCCGCUGGCUGCAGCCUCCCACCCCGGGCUGGUAUCUGUGCUCUCAGUGCUGCAGCCUGCCUGCGUCUCCAUCAGCACAGGGCUGGCGAGGGGCCGGCCGGACACCAGGGCCCGCCCUCCCAUCACUGGAAGGCCACUGCUCCUUCCUCAUUUUGCUGCUGAUUCUAGCCCCAAACAAAACAGGUUGAGCCCUUUUCCUCCCUCCGGCAGCUCCUCUCUGGCUUGCGGCCGCCUUCUGAGGCGCUGCAGACGGCGCCGGCUGGGGAGGGGGGCCUGGGCCAGCGCUGUCGGGCCUGGGACGGUGCGCCUGGCUCCUGGCCCUCGUUCAGCCCUGCCUGUGGCAGGAGAGCAAGCUUUGCCGUGGCAUUCGCCUGAGGAUGCUGCCCCAGCUUCAGUUCAGAGAUGCCUUUUGGUGCAGGGACUUCACGGCCCACACAGGCUAUGAGGUGCUGCUGCAGAGACUGCUGGAUGGCAGGAAGAUGUGCAAGGACGUGGAGGAACUGCUGAGGCAGAGGGCCCAAGCAGAGGAGCGCUAUGGCAAGGAGCUGGUGCAGAUCGCCCGGAAGGCAGGCGGCCAGACAGAGAUCAACUCCCUGAGGGCUUCCUUUGACUCCCUGAAGCAGCAAAUGGAGAAUGUGGGCAGCUCCCACAUCCAGCUGGCCCUGGCCCUGCGCGAGGAGCUGCGGAGCCUCGAGGAGUUCCGUGAGAGACAGAAGGAGCAGAGGAAGAAGGUGAGUACGAGGCCGUCAUGGACCGUGUCCAGAAGACCAAGCUAUCUCUCUACAAGAAGGCCAUGGAUUCCCGCUUCUCCACUCCCCCAGUCCAAGAAGUCAUAUGAGCAGAAGUGCCGUGAUGCCGAUGACGCUGAGCAGGCCUUUGAGCGCAUUAGCACCAAUGGCCCCCAGAAGCAGGUGGAGAAGAGCCAGAACAAGGCCAAGCAGUGCAAGGACUCAGCCAUGGAGGCAGAGCGAGUGUACAGGCAGAACAUUGAACAGUUGGAGAAGGUGCGGGGCGAGUGGGAGCAGGAACACCGGACCACUUGUGAGGCCUUUCAGCUGCAAGAGUUUGACCGACUGACCAUCCUUCGCAACUCCAUGUGGGUGCACUGCAACCAGCUCUCCUUGCAGUGUGUCAAGGACGAUGAGCUCUAUGAGGAGGUGCGGGUGACACUAGAAGGCUGCAGCGUGGAAGCCGACAUCGACGGCUUUAUCCACGCCAAGAGCACAGGCACCGAGCCCCCAGCUCCGGUGCCCUUCCAGAACUACUACAAUCGGGAGGUCACCCCGGCAUUGGGCAGCCCUGGCGUCCAGCCAUCCUGCGGCAUGAUAAAGAGGUUCUCUGGACUGCUGCACGGGAGUCCCAAGACUAUAUCAUUGGCAGCUUCUGCAGCCUCCACAGAGACCCUGACCCCAACCCCCGAACAGAAUGAGAUUGUCUACUCUACCAUCGCAGUGAAGGAGGCGCCGGACCCCCCAACCCUGCCAGCCCAGGGCUACAGGGUGCUCUAUGACUACACGGCCCAGAAUUCCGACGAGCUGAGUAUCUCUGCGGGAGACAUCCUGGAAGUCAUCCUGGAGGGGGAGGAUGGCUGGUGGACAGUGGAACGGAAUGGGCAGCGUGGCUUCGUCCCCGGUUCCUACCUGGAAAAGCUCUGAGGAAGGGGCAGCAGCCCCCACCUGGACCUGCCCUGCCCGUGAGCAUUCUCCACUCUGUGCACCAAGCAGGUCAGAACCUCAGAGGCUGUGAACCAAUCGUGUGGAUGGACAGCCCUCCCAGCAGAAGAAAUGGUACCAGACAAAGGGGGGCUGGCAUGUGUGUAACUGGACGUACAAAUAACAGCAGCCCUCUCCCCGACGGAGGGCUGGUCGGACAGAUGAAGCAGGGGACAGAAGAAUGGUCAACAUCAGGACGAAGCCAGGCUCAGGCUUCCCUGUGUGCUCAUAGGCAAGUAAUCAUUUCUCUGGACCUCAUUUUCAUCAUCAGUAAUAUGGGUGCAAUAAGCCCCUUGUGUAAGUUGCUAUCCCCAUAAAGUUCAAAUUAGAUAAAAGUGCUAAUUAAAAGC